AUGGCGAAGACAGCGGGGCUGAAGACGAUUGCCGAUGAAGAAAAAGAGGAGAUGUUCGGUUAUGUAUUCGCUGUAUCCGGGCCCGUCGUGACGGCGGAAAAGAUGUCCGGGUCGGCUAUGUACGAGUUGGUGCGUGUGGGGUACAAUGAACUGGUAGGCGAAAUCAUCCGUCUAGAGGGUGACAUGGCCACCAUCCAGGUAUACGAAGAAACAUCAGGCGUAACAGUCGGAGAUCCCGUACUUCGUACGGGCAAGCCACUUUCCGUCGAACUGGGCCCUGGGAUCCUCGGCUCCAUUUUUGACGGUAUUCAGCGUCCGCUUAAGGAUAUCAACGAGCUGACGCAGUCCAUUUACAUCCCUAAGGGUGUGAAUGUGCCCUGCCUUGCCAGAGAAGUCAGUUGGGAGUUCAUGCCCCAGAAUGUUAAGUUGGGAUCACACAUCACUGGCGGAGACCUGUACGGUAUUGUACACGAGAAUACUUUGGUGAAGCAUCGCAUGAUUAUGCCGCCGCGCGGGAAGGGUACUGUCACUUACAUCGCGCCUGCCGGGAACUACAAAGUCACCGACAAAGUGCUGGAGACAGAGUUUGAUGGUGAGAAGACUUCAUACACCAUGUUGCAAGUGUGGCCUGUGCGCCAACCGCGCCCUGUCACCGAGAAGCUGCCCGCUAACCACCCUUUGCUUACUGGACAGCGUGUGUUGGAUUCACUUUUCCCAUGCGUCCAGGGUGGUACCACGGCUAUCCCCGGCGCCUUUGGUUGCGGCAAGACUGUCAUCUCGCAGGCCCUGUCUAAGUACUCCAACUCUGACGUCAUCGUCUACGUCGGUUGUGGAGAGCGUGGUAACGAGAUGUCUGAAGUACUGCGUGACUUCCCUGAGCUGACGGUGGAGAUCGAAGGCGUGACGGAGUCCAUCAUGAAGCGAACAGCCCUCGUCGCCAACACCUCCAACAUGCCUGUCGCCGCCCGAGAGGCCUCUAUUUAUACCGGUAUCACCAUAUCCGAGUACUUCCGAGACAUGGGCUACAACGUGUCCAUGAUGGCUGACUCGACGUCGCGUUGGGCCGAGGCCUUGCGUGAGAUUUCGGGUCGUCUGGCUGAAAUGCCUGCCGAUUCGGGCUACCCGGCCUACUUGGGUGCUCGCCUGGCCUCCUUCUACGAGCGCGCCGGCCGCGUCAAGUGCCUGGGAAAUCCUGACAGGGAAGGAUCCGUGUCCAUCGUCGGAGCCGUGUCACCUCCCGGUGGUGACUUCUCCGAUCCCGUAACUGCCGCUACCCUGGGUAUCGUCCAGGUGUUCUGGGGUCUCGAUAAGAAAUUGGCCCAGAGAAAGCACUUCCCCUCCAUCAACUGGCUCAUCUCCUACAGUAAAUACAUGCGCGCUCUGGACGACUUUUAUGACAAGAACUACGCCGAUUUCGUGCCGCUUAGAACUAAGGUGAAGGAGAUCAUGCAGGAAGAAGAGGACCUGUCCGAAAUCGUGCAGCUGGUAGGCAAAGCGUCCUUGGCCGAGACCGACAAGAUCACGCUCGAGGUUGCUAAGCUUCUCAAGGACGACUUCUUGCAGCAGAACAGUUACUCGGCGUACGACCGUUUCUGCCCAUUCUACAAGACUGUGGGUAUGCUCAAGAACAUCAUCGCGUUCUACGACAUGGCGCGACACGCGGUUGAGUCCACGGCGCAGUCCGACAACAAGGUGACGUGGAACGUCAUUCGCGACGCCAUGGGCAACGUGCUUUACCAGCUUUCCUCCAUGAAGUUCAAGGACCCAGUGAAAGAAGGCGAGGCUAAGAUCAAGGCGGACUUCGACCAAAUACUAGAGGACAUGUCGGCUGCCUUCCGUAACCUGGAGGACUAAACUAGCUCCCCACCAUAGCGCACACCGCGAUUGUUACAAUUUUAGACAUAAUUUUACGUGUUAAAUCUAUGUAGAAAGUGCAUAGGAUAUAUUAUUCGUAUUUCAAUCAAUAUCGUGAUUCCAAGCUAUUGUUGAAUUUCAAAUAUGCGGCGUUGGGCGUCCCUUGUACAUACUCCACCUGUCUAUGUGGCCCAGCGGCGCCGUUACUUAGUUGUUAUUUAUAUUAAUAAUUAAAAGAAUAUACUAUUUAUAUACAUCAAACAAUUUAUUUGCCCAUUGAUAUUUUUUUUGCGUGAUUUUAUGAUCAAAAAUGGAACCCUCUUUGCAUUCCACGUUAUUUUUUAGAGUAUUAGAGUGUUCAAUGAAUCAGAGUUUUUUAAUUAUUGCUUUUUAUUGAAGUUUUAACCUUUUGUUGCCCCUUGGUGGCAUUUCAUGAUAUUUGUGAUUUCAGUAUUAAUUUCGUUGCACUUGAAUCGCUCGCCUAAAAGUAGUAAUAAUAAUAAGUGUUCGGUAAUGCUAAGGCGUGUACAAAUAACUAUGUUAUUCGCAACAUUCUCGCUGUUCGAGCCGUGAACCUUAAAUGUUAAAGACGAGAGUUAUAAACAAUAAAAGAUGUAAACU
Hyposmocoma kahamanoa is the source of this 2475-nucleotide messenger RNA. Its product is annotated as V-type proton ATPase catalytic subunit A. The coding region runs from base 1 to 1854 and encodes 617 amino acids. Gene Ontology annotation, molecular function: ATP binding; ATP hydrolysis activity; proton-transporting ATPase activity, rotational mechanism. The transcript has 14 exons. Gene Ontology annotation, biological process: proton transmembrane transport; ATP metabolic process. Lineage: Eukaryota; Metazoa; Arthropoda; Insecta; Lepidoptera; Cosmopterigidae. Gene Ontology annotation, cellular component: proton-transporting V-type ATPase, V1 domain; lysosomal membrane. The record is from RefSeq and is a predicted model, not a curated record.